Molecule: messenger RNA, 6013 nt
Organism: Camellia sinensis
Lineage: Eukaryota; Viridiplantae; Streptophyta; Magnoliopsida; Ericales; Theaceae
Gene: SETH5
Product: transducin family protein / WD-40 repeat family protein
Biological process (GO): protein targeting to vacuole; endosomal vesicle fusion
Cellular component (GO): late endosome; HOPS complex
Molecular function (GO): protein binding
Source: RefSeq, a predicted model, not a curated record
UUCGAUGAUGAUGAUGAGGCCCUUAACUCGAUUCCUUCCCAUUCCCACUCCAAUUCCAAAUUUAAAUUUAGUCGGAUGGAAUCGGGUGGAGAUUCUUUUUAUUUAGGUGGUCGGAGUAAUUUGUUGUUCGGCGGCGUUGGCGUUAGGUCAACUGCGAAGCCUGGUGCUGCACUUGCUGCUGCCGCUGCUGCGUCCCGAUCCAUUCCCACUCCUCAUGCUACUGCACUUCUUAAAUCCAGAAGAGAGACAAUUGGUGCUCUGCGUAAUGUUUUAGAAGACAACAACACUCCUCCACAGCAAGAAUUGACUUCAAAAACUAGUGCUGAUUCCGAUGCCUGUGCUGCUCAACCUGAGGCCUCUGCUGUCUCCAAUGAUGAUGGUUCCAAUGGUGUUGCUUCUUCUGAGAUUAGUCACAAGUCAUCAUCAUCAUCAGAAGAAGAUGUUCCAUGGGAUAAUUAUAAAUCUGCAGUGCCGGUGGAUGGGGAGGCUUUGACAGACUGUGACAGACAGGAGGAAGAACUAGCAAAACAAGCAUCUCAAGUGCACAAAUUAUGGGUUAAUGAUUCGCAACAAGUUUCCUAUAUUAAACCCCAAAUCAAAUCUCCUCUUAACCCUGAUGAAGAUGAUUUGAAGAAUGUGGAAGACAACACCACAAUCUCAAUUGGCAAUGAUUUCAAAGAUGACCACCAUGUCCCAUCAUCAUCUCCAUCAGGGAAUGAAAAUAAUGGUGUUAUUUCAGAAUUUGUUGAAGAUAUAGAAAAGGGGAUCGCUUCUUCUACUGGCGCUGAUGAUGAUGGAGGAACAAGUAUUGAGGAGGAGGAAUUGACAACUGUAAUAAUGUCGGAAACGUCUCAACUUGAGAAUGCCGUGCCUGGUUCUAGAGAUGAAGAGAGUCGUACUACUACUACUGCUAGUUCCAAAAAUAAUGUUGUGGAUCUGGUUGAGGGCGGAAUUAGUCAAUGGGAGGAGAGCAAGAGUGGUGGUACUAAAAGGACUGAAAAGAAAUCGCACCCUUCCCUUAAUCCCCUUGAAUUAGCUGAAGAACUUGAGAAGAAACAAGCCUUCAGUGGUUUGGAUCGGGAAACUGAUAUUGCUGCUCAACCAAUGAGACUUGAGGGAGUCCGGAGGGGGUCAACUGCCCUUGGAUACUUCGAUGUUGAUGCCAGCAACACUAUCACUCGGACCAUCUCAUCUCAGGCAUUCAGGCGGGAUCAGGGAUCCCCACAAGUUGUGGCCGUUCAUCUCAACUUGAUUGCUGUGGGAAUGUCAAAAGGGGUGAUUCUCGUUGUGCCCAGUAAAUACACUCCUCAUUGUGCCGACAACAUGGAUGCAAAGAUGUUGAUGCUUGGAUCACAAGGGGAUAAUUCUCAUUCCGCAGUAACAGCCAUGUGCUUCAAUCAUCAGGGAGACCUACUCUUCUCAGGAUAUGGUGAUGGACAUGUUACUGUUUGGGAUGUGCAGAAGGGAUCUGCGGUAAAAGUUGUUACUGGUAUACAUGAUGCACCUGUAGUACAUAUGUUAUAUCUGGGACAGGAUUCCCAAGGUACUCGCCAAGUUAGUCGACAGUUUAGGGUAGUUAGUGGUGAUAGUAAGGGUUUGGUUUGGUUGAUUACUUUCUCAGUGGUUCCAUGGCUCAAUAGAUUUUCCUUUAAUAAUACGUGCCUUCUUGAUGGUCGAACAACGGGCAAAGUAUUAUGUGCUUCUCCACUGCUUUCUGAUGAAUAUUGUGGAGGUGCUUUGAUGUCCUCCCAGGGGAAUGCUCCAGGUUCAAGCAAUAGUAUUGGUAGCAUGAUGGGAGGUGUGCUUGGGGGAGAUGCUGGUUGGAAACUCUUAAAUGAAAAGUCUUCUUCAGUUGAAGAAGGGGUGGUCAUAUUUGCCACUUACCAAAGUGCUCUGGUGGCAAGGGUGAGUCCUAGUGUUGUGGUCUAUGCUCAACUUUCAAAGCCUGAUGGGGUUCGGGAAGGUUCCAUGCCAUACACUGCUUGGAAAUGUAUGGGGCAGCAAAAUGGUUCUUCCACUGAAAAUGUGCCAGUGGAAGCAGCAGAAAAGGUUUCACUGCUAGCAAUUGCUUGGGAUCGUAAAGUUCAGGUUGCAAAAUUGGUCCAAUCAGAAUUGAAAAUAUAUGGGAAAUGGACACUUGAAAGCUCAGCAAUAGGUGUAGCAUGGUUGGAUGACCAGAUGUUGGUGGUUCUCACAUCAAAUGGACAACUUUGUUUGUUUGCAAAAGAUGGAACUGUGAUUCACCAGACAAGUUUUGCCAUUGAUGGAUCUAUAGGAGACGAUCUUGUUGCUUAUCAUACCCACUUUACAAAUAUCUUUGGAAACCCUGAGAAAGCUUAUCACAAAUGUAUAGCUGUAAGAGGGGCUACUAUAUAUAUACUUGGGUCAAUGCAUCUAGUUGUUUGCCGCCUUCUCCCAUGGAAAGAACGAAUACAAGUUUUGCGGAAAGCAGGCGAUUGGAUGGGUGCAUUGAACAUGGCGAUGACACUUUAUGAUGGUCAAGCCCAUGGUGUUAUUGACCUUCCUAGAACCCUGGAUGCUGUACAGGAUGCCAUUAUGCCCUACAUGGUAGAGUUGCUCUUGUCAUAUGUAGAUGAAGUAUUUUCUUAUAUAUCAGUGGCAUUCUGCAACCAAAUUGGAAAGCUGGAACCAUUGGAUGACUCAGAGAGGCGAGCUAGUUCUGUCCAUUCAGAGAUCAAAGAGCAAUUCGCCCGUGUUGGUGGUGUUGCUGUUGAAUUCUGUGUUCAUAUCAAGAGAACUGAUGUCCUCUUUGAUGAAAUUCUUUCCAAAUUUGUGGCGGUUCGACAUAGAGACACAUUUUUGGAGCUUUUGGAGCCAUAUAUAUUGAGAGACAUGCUUGGUUCCCUACCUCCUGAGAUUAUGCAAGCGCUGGUGGAGCAUUAUAGCACAAAAGGUUGGCUGCAGCGGGUUGAACAAUGUGUUCUCCAUAUGGACAUUUCUUCCUUGGAUUUCAAUCAGGUUGUCCGGUUGUGUCGGGAGCACAGAUUGUAUGGUGCACUGGUAUAUUUGUUUAAUAGAGGUUUAGAUGAUUUCAGGGCUCCUUUAGAGGAGCUCCUGAUUGUUUUACAAAAUAGCCAAAGAGAGAGUGCUGCUGCCCUUGGGUACCGGAUGCUUGUUUACCUGAAGUACUGCUUUUCUGGUCUUGCUUUUCCACCAGGACAUGGAACUCUUCCCCCUAUACGCUUGCCAUCUCUUAGGACAGAGCUUGUGCAGUUUCUAUUAGAGGCUUCAAAUGCUCCUAAAUCAUGCAUAGUCACAAGCUCCUUAUCCACAGGAGCAUACCUUAACCUGUACCAUUUCUUAGAGUUGGAUACUGAGGCUACCUUAGAUGUUUUGAGAUGUGCAUUUGUUGAAGAUGAAAUCCCAAUAUCUGACUAUUCGUUGGAUGAUUCAGCCAAUGGAAAUGUGGAGGCUGAAAAAGAAAAUGAUUCAAUGCCUGCAGGUCAAAAUGGCUUGGUCCAAAAAAUGGUAGAUGCUCUUAUUCAUGUUCUUGACAAGGGCACCUUCCAAACAGACAAGUCUACCGGCAGUGGUGAUAUUGAAUUGGUAGAAGUUUGGCCUUCAAAGAAAGACAUAGGUCAUACAUUUGAGUUUAUUGCGUACUACAUUUCCCGUAAAAAAGCUAUUGCUUCUAAUAGUACACUGACUCGGAUUCUUGAGUAUUAUACAUUUGACAUUAAUCAUCCACCAAGUGUCUCAAAGCAGAAUAUUCAGGCUUUAAGGAAACGAGAGAAGCAGAUGCUUGCCCUUUUGGAAGUAGUGCCUGAAACUGACUGGGAUGCAUCUUAUGUAUUACACCUAUGCGAAAGAUCUCAAUUUUACCAGGUUUGUGGAUUAAUUCAUGCCAUCAGACAUCAGUAUAUUUCUGCUUUGGAUAGCUACAUGAAAGAUUUCGACGAACCUAUUCAUGCCUUUUCCUUUAUCAAUGAUACAUUGGAACAGCUGAGUGACACUGAAGCUGAUUCUUUCCGUUCAGCAGUCAUUUUUCGAAUUCCAGAUCUGAUUAACUUAAGCAGAGAGGGUGCAUUCUUUCUGAUUACUACCCAUUUCAGUGGGAAAGAACAUAUUUUAUCUGAACUGCACUCUCACCCCAAAAGCCUUUUCCUUUACCUAAAGACAGUUUUUGAGGUUCACUUAUCCGGAACCCUCAACUUUUCUUGUUUAAGAAAAGACGAGACUCUGGAAUUUCCAAUUGGAAGAAGAGCAAGGGAUCAGUUAGUGGAGGCAUACUUAGAAAGGAUCUCUGAAUUCCCAAAGUUCCUGCGUAACAAUCCAGUUCAAGUGGCUGAUGAUAUGAUUGAGCUUUAUCUGGAGCUAUUAUGUCAGUAUGAACGCAAUUCAGUUCUCAAGUUCUUGGAGACCUUUGAAAGCUAUAGGGUGGAACACUGUUUACGGCUGUGCCAGGAAUAUGGGAUCAUAGAUGCCGCUGCAUUCUUAUUGGAAAGGGUUGGUGAUGUUGGGAACUCCCUUCUUCUUACCCUUUCUAGUCUCAAUGACAAAUUCAUCAUGCUUGAUACUGCUCUGGAAAGUCUAGUUUCUGAUGCUGGUAUAGAGCAUUUCAGUGCUAUAUUAAAGAAGGAAGAGGUGAAUGACAUUCUUGAAAUAUUACAUGCCUGUAUUGGAUUGUGCCAGCGAAACACCCCUAGAUUGGAUCCCGAGGAGUCAGAAUCCCUCUGGUUUUUGUUGCUUGAUUCGUUUUGUGAGCCUUUGAUGGAUUCAUUUAAUGAGAAAAUGGUUCCUCAAGGUGAAACUUACAUUGGAACACAAGCUGAACCAUUGGGUGGGCAAGAGAAUGAAGAGGCAUGCAUAAUUAAGUGGAAAAUCUCAAAAUUCCACAAAGGUGCUCAUAUUUUGAGGAAAUUGUUUUCUCAAUUCAUCAAAGAGAUUGUUGAGGGAAUGAUUGGAUACAUUCGCCUUCCCAUUAUCAUGUCAAAGCUCCUCUCUGAUAAUGGUAGCCAAGAAUUUGGUGAUUUUAAAGUUACCAUAUUGGGAAUGCUUGGGACAUACGGUUUUGAGAGAAGAAUUCUGGACACUGCCAAAUCCUUGAUUGAGGAUGAUACAUUCUAUACCAUGAGCUUACUCAAGAAGGGGGCUUCCCAUGGUUAUGCUCCCCGGAGUCUUCUAUGCUGUAUCUGCAAUUGCCUUCUCACCAAGAAUUCUUCUGGCUCUAGCAUUCGAGUUUUCAAUUGUGGUCAUGCAACACAUCUCCAGUGUGAACUUCAAGAAAAUGAGACAUCGCACACGGGCUCCUCGGCUGGAUGCCCUGUUUGUUUGCCCAAGAAGAAGGGUCAGAGAUCUAGAAGUAAGACAGCGCUUUCGGAAAAUGGAUUAGUGAGCAAGCCUCGAUCAAGACCACAACAAGCUCAUGGAACUAUUUCUCUAUACCCACAUGAAAGUGAGGCAUUUGAGAAUCCACAUGGGUAUCAACAAAUUUCAAGGUUUGAUAUCUUGACGAAUCUUCAGAAAGACCAGAGAUUGAUCCAAAUAGAAAACAUGCCUCAGUUAAGGCUCUCACCGCCAGCUGUUUAUCAUGAAAAGGUUAAGAAAGGGAUGGAUCUGCAUACGGAUGAAAGUAGCAGUGGUCUUGCAAGGUUAGAAAAACCAUAUAAAAGCAGGCAACUUAGAGACCUAAAAGUGAAGGGGUCAUCUAUUAGAUUACCUUUGAAAUCAAACAUUUUUGGCAAGGAGAGGUCAAGUAAGCGGUGAAACAAUUAUCGUAUAUUAUACAUCAACAUCAUUGAGGAUGAGAUUUUUAUCGAGGCAAUCUACCGGCAGAUGAAUGGUUUGGAUCAAAAUAAAUCGUCCGAAGAGUGGGAAGUAGCCAUUUUAACCUUUAUAUUUUGUUGUCAUCAUCAUGUUUGUUUUCGUGGUGUCCAGGCUUGUAAAUUGUUGUACGUAACAUAGGAAAAAAAAAAAAAGUUUUCACAACGAAUACUGUAUAGAAAAACAAUCAAUCAAUCAAUGGAGGGAAUAUUUUAGAUUUUGCUCGAGA